Molecule: messenger RNA, 966 nt
Organism: Spea bombifrons (plains spadefoot toad)
Lineage: Eukaryota; Metazoa; Chordata; Amphibia; Anura; Pelobatidae
Gene: RCAN2
Product: regulator of calcineurin 2
Exons: 5
Coding region: 67-798 (243 amino acids)
Biological process (GO): calcium-mediated signaling
Cellular component (GO): nucleus; cytoplasm
Molecular function (GO): calcium-dependent protein serine/threonine phosphatase regulator activity; nucleic acid binding
Source: RefSeq, a predicted model, not a curated record
GGGAGGGGAGGCAGAGAGGACACCAGUCUCCUGCACUCAGUGAGGACUGGAGCGGCUGCAGCAGGCAUGCGCGGAUCGCCUUUCUUCAUCGGGAUGAGGGAGACGGGUUACUUCGCUUGCGUGUGGGGUGGAGCAGAGCUGCUCUUUCUCUGCCCCAUGCACCGAGACAAGGACUUAUCCAGAUAUCUCACAGAAGAAGACUUUCAGGGGAUCACGGACUUCAAUGACCUCCCCACAUCACUGUUCGCCUGCAACGUCCACCAGUCCGUAUUUGAAGAUGAAGGAAGCAAGGAGAAGUUUGAGGGCUUAUUCCGGGCGUACGACGACUGCGUCUCUCUACAGCUCUUCAAGAGCUUCAGGAGGGUCCGGAUCAAUUUCAGCAACCCCAAGGCGGCAGCCAGGGCGAGGAUAGAGCUCCACGAAACUCAGUUCAGAGGAAAGAAGUUAAAGUUAUACUUUGCGCAGGUCCAGACCCCCGAGACAGAUGGAGACAAGCUCCACUUGGCCCCUCCGCAGCCCGCUAAACAGUUCCUCAUCUCACCUCCGGUCUCGCCUCCUGUCGGCUGGCAGCCGAUGGACGAUGCAACGCCCGUUAUCAACUACGACCUUCUGUACGCCGUGGCCAAGCUGGGACCAGGUCAGAAGUACGAGCUGCACGCGGGCACGGAGUCCACCCCCAGCGUUGUAGUCCACGUCUGCGACAGUGACCUGGAGGAAGAAGAAGACCCAAAGAAUUCACCAAAGCCCAAAAUCAUCCCAACGAGACGCCCCGGCUUCCCCCCAACCCAACCUAACUGACCGGUCCCUCCAGUGCUGUGUCAUCACCCGUCAUUUUAAUACAGGUUUUCUAUUCUUUCCUCUUCCUUUAGAAAGUAGAAUUUUCUCAUUUUUAUAGGGAGGUUUUUUGGCACACUGUGACGUAAUGCAUGGGGCAAUACAGAAGCCGUAGCCAAGCUCUCAUUGAUG